AAACCUGAAGAGGCCGCUAUUCAGUCUUUAAGUUGCUGUGAUUGUGCGAGUCCGACGACCUUCCCAGAAUGGAACCGGCUUGCAGAUUCAGCAAUGGAUUGUAUUUGGCAAACUUGACAAUGACAUCCAGUAUUCUUAUGGAUUCAUGGGAUGUGAUAUCUAAAUCUCAACCGGCUAAUCAUGUAGAACUAAACGAGGACCAUCCAGAUUACAAGAUCAUUGCCAUUGUCAGGUCACCGAUCCCUGCAAGUUAUCCUAAAAGUAAAGGGCAGUUGGUUCCUAUCCAGGAGAAAUCUGAGUUUCCCUUGCUGUGCUCCGCUACUCCUCCGUCUCUUUUGAUAAAUGAAGAUGCUUUGGAUCAGUUUAACGCACUUCGUGAGGACUUCCGUCAACUACAAGAAAAGAUUAAACCUUCUUCCGUUCCAGAGGCGUCUACUUCUUCCACCAAAACGGAGAGAAAGGACCCUAUCUGCUAUAUUAUCACAGGGCAUGGUCUGUAUGGAUCCGUUGCAUCCCUUUUUACAUUGUGGCUUCUGAACAAGCUCGAUCCAACCGAAUUCAAUCUCCUUUGUAUCACAUUUGGAUCACCCCUCCUAGGGGACACCGCUUUCCAACAAGCAGUAUCGCGCCAUCUGACAUGGAAUUCUUGCUUCUUGCAUGUGGUUCACAAGGAUGACAGUGUCCCUAGAUUAUACCUUGUUCCGCCCCCCGCUGACCAAAGUCUAUACAAGCCAUUUGGUACAUUCCUUUUGUGCUCUGAAUCAGGUGGGGCAUGUUUCCAAGCACCGGAAUCCAUAAUCGAGUUGCUCAAAUACGGGAACCAAGAAGAUGUUGCUGAAAAUCAAGAGUCCACACCUAUCGAUUAUAAGAACGUGAUUGAACGUCUUGAGGAAAUGCAUUAUGAGUCUAGCUUUCUCGGAUUCGGCGAUGAAUUAUAUUUGGCAAACUUGGCUGUGUCAUCCAAUCUACUUAAAGAUUUGUGGAAUGCGACAUCUAAACUUGAAGGCAAUGGACCUGUAACCAUCAUUAAUGACCAUCCAGAUUACAAUAUCAUUGCCUUUGACAGCUCGCCGGUCGCUACAAGUAAUCUUCAACAGGAAAGCUCCUUGGUUCCUGAAUCGGAGAUAUCUGACUCUCAGUUCCAAUGCUCCGAUCCUCAUCCAUAUUUUUGGAUAAAUAAAGAUGCUUUUUCUCGGUUUGUUUCUCUUCGUGGCAAAUUAUCUGAACUACUAGAAGAGGUUAUAACUUCUUCCGAGCCACAGGCCUCUAGUUCUUCAGCCAAAAAGCACAACAAAAAGAAACCUAUCCCCUAUAUUAUCACAGGACGUGGUCUGAAUGGAUCCGUUGCAUCCCUUUUUACACAGUCGCUUCUGAGCAUGCUUGAUCCAACCAAGUUCAAACUCCUUUGCAUCACUUUUGGUUCUCCCCCCCUUUGGGACACUACCUUCCAUUGCGUCACUUUUGGUUCUCCCCCACUCUGGGACACUGCCUUCCAACCCGUAUCGCGCCUGACAUGGAAUUCUUGCUUCUUGCAUGUGCUUCAUAAGGAUGACUUGGUUGGUCGAUUAUUUGUUGUUCCUCAAUACAAGCCGCACGGUACAUUCCUUUUGUGUUCAGAAUUGGGUGAUGCAUAUUGCCAAGAUCCCGAACCCGUAAUCAAGAGGCUCAAAUAUGAGAAGCCGGAAGCUGUUGCUGAAAAUCAAAGCUCCCGAGCUUUCGAUUAUAAGGCCGCUCUUGAAUGUCUUGAGAAGAAACUUUUAGAGAGGGAUUAUGAAGCAGGGAUUACUGGUCAAGUCACAGCAGUUGGCCUCUCGGAACGUCAGCAGCAGGAUGGGGGCAUCUCUGGUCUCGUUAAAAACAUUGUAGCCUACGAAAGACUCGUCAGAGAGCAACAGAGAGAGGAAUUCAAUCCUUCCCAGUUGGAGAAAGCGAGAGUGCUCAUGGCAAAAUUGGAGUGGUACAUUAAUAAAUGCAGAAACGAGGGCCAGGGUCCCGGUUAUUAUGACAGCUUCAAGGAUGAACCAGAACUGUACGGCCCUGAAGUUAUUGAUUUCCAGUCAGACCUGAAUGCCUAUUGGAAGAAGGUGGUCGAAGAUGCGGACAAGAAGCCUCAACUACCGAAUGCGCCACUGCGGAAACGGUGGCUUUUUGCUGGGACAAAUUACCGGAGGAUAGUCGAACCGCUCGACAUAGCAGAGUAUUACAGGAGCAGACGGAGGGAUUACCUGACUCGUGAAAGAUCCAAUCACUACAAGAAGCUGGAAGUUUGGCUAGAAGAUCACCAAAAGGGGACCAAAAAGGAGAAGGGCAGACCAGAUGGUCCUUCUAAAUCAAAAGUGGUGAAUGUGACAGAGGAUUCAUGCUUUUGGGCACAUGUGGAGGAAGCGAUCCUGUCAUGCAGUCGGCGGGGCAAAACCAGAGCGCCACCACCAUCAGUUGAUCCAGAAGGAAAGAAGCCAUUCAACUUUGGGGAGCAUGUCAUGGAUUUGAUCGAGAGGAAGAAAGUUUCUUCCGACAUAUUCUUUGAGAAAAGCAGGUAUAUGCAGUGGUGGAGGGAGUAUCGGGAGAUGUUGAGCAAGAAAGUUGAGGAAGUUUCUCAUUCUAACCACUCAGAAGGACUCGUCAAUUACAUGGAGGAACUUAGGUAUAAAUAUUAUGAUCAAGGUCCGUCGACUUCUGGAGGUCCUCAGGGCUGACAAAGCUGGUUUCACGAGGAAUGGCCGACAUGAAGGUUAUGCUGAUAAGUAACAGUUGUCAGUCCCAUGUCUGUAUGAUUAAGCAUUUUUGCCAUAUUUGCAUGCGAAUAAUUCGACAUUUAUC
Rhodamnia argentea is the source of this 2820-nucleotide messenger RNA. Its product is annotated as senescence-associated carboxylesterase 101-like. Gene Ontology annotation, biological process: defense response; lipid metabolic process. The transcript has 7 exons. Lineage: Eukaryota; Viridiplantae; Streptophyta; Magnoliopsida; Myrtales; Myrtaceae. The record is from RefSeq and is a predicted model, not a curated record. Gene Ontology annotation, molecular function: carboxylic ester hydrolase activity. Bases 69 to 2696 code for a protein of 875 amino acids.